CGCCGCUACGACCGCGUACGUCGCUACGCCGCGUAGCCACUUCCGACUACGCCGCUACGAAGCCUACAAAACAAUCAACUUAUGUGACUGUGUAUAUAUUCAAUAGGAUUUUGUGUGUGUGUACUCUUGUGUUAUAUUGAAGAGUUGGAUAGUGGAAUAUUGCAGCGGUGUACAAGGCACUUUUCUGCGGUUAUACUGGUUUUAAGACAAUAAAUCAAGAACGAACGAGUUCCCAACUGUCAUCGAGCUGUCAGAGCAACAACUAGCGAACAAAGCGUGGCGAGAAGUGGAAUAGUUCAGUGUUGGCCGUGAGCGGUGGCGAGGGAACAUGAGGCGGCGGGGCGGAGGGGGAUAGCAUGACAGCGCGUGCCACGGCGGCCUGAUGGCGCUGGUGCGCCGGAUAUUAGGCGACGCCCAGGCGAAACUCCGCAAGAUGGUGGACGAGCAGGUGUCCGUCGGCGCCCGCGUGGAGGCAGACGCGGAGCCUGAGCCCGCUGACCCCCUCAUCACACCUGCCAGCUCAGUCUUCAGCUCAGACGUACCUCCAGCGCCCCCUGAGCGAAGACUCCUCAUGGGCACCUUGGAUAAACCAAGAAAUGGCUCGCUAAAUGGUGACAAAGAAGCAACACUCAACAGAGGAGCUAGACUUUCUAUCAGAAAUGGGAAGGAUAAUCCUUUUAUAGAUGAUGACAAUAAAGAAAAUCAAGCGAAUGGAAAACUUGAGUCACCUAUCAAAUGGUCGACGCAGAACGGGAGUGACAGCGGGACGUAUGCCGAAAUUGGUAUUGAAGGGAAUAGCAAUGCAAGUGAAAGGAAUAUUCUGGACCCAGCGGAUAGUUCUGAAGAAGAGGUCCCUUUACCUGACGCGACGUCGCCGGGGAGAAGUAGUGAUGGGCCGGAACCUAGAGCUGAUAUUACUGCUACUCUUGAAGGCGAGGCGGCGUCCCCCGGCGGGCGAUCGGACCGCUCGCGGCAGGAAGAGGUCCCGGCGUCCCCGGGGAUGCUGACGGCCGCGCAGCUGGCCAGGCGGCUCCGGCUCGAGAACGAACGCUUGCAGGCUGAACUAACACGAGUCCGUCGGCUGCUGGUAGCGGCAGCAGAGAGAGGCGAAGCUGGGACAGCGUUGCUAGAAAGAUCGAAGGCUGAAGGCGAAACAGACGCUGCGCCGCUCGACCCUCAAGUGCUGGAGAAGGAGCUACUGCUUGCCAGAGAGGCUGUCACGUCACUGAAAGCGGACAAAAAAAGGCUGAAAGCGGAAAAGUUUGACUUGCUCAACCAAAUGAAGCAACUGUACGCUACCCUGGAGGACAAAGAGAAAGAACUGCGAGACUUCAUUAGAAAUUAUGAGCAGAUGCGUUCCCGAGGCGGCGCGUCAUCCGCGCUCGGUGCUGAGCGAGCGGAGCGCGAGCGCGAACGAGCGGCGCUGCUGCGGCACGCUCGCGACGAGGCCGAACGUUCGCUGCAGCUUGCGGCUGCGCUUAGUGCGAGAGACACGCAGCUCAGGCAUGCCAGGGAGCAACUGUUUGAGGCAAGAAGACAGCUGCAAGCGGCCGGGUGUCUGUCUGAAGGUGAGAGCGUGGCGUCCCUCGGAUUAGGGCCCCCGAUGAUGCUGGGAGGACCCUCGGGGCUGGUCGGAGACCGGGGCAGCUGCAGCGCCGACUCUGGCGUCAGAGGCGAUUAUUCAGUGACAGGGAGCAGCGACGGUGGCGCCACGUCGGUGUGCGGGGGCAACCUGUCCGACUCCACUGCUGAGGGCGCGCCUCCACUAUUGGACCCGUACGACACGGAUGCCGCGUCACUUGUGUCUUCGGCUCACCAUAUUUAUCAAUUGAGCACGCCUCGAGACUGCAGUCCGACGUUGUCGCCACACAACAGCGCUUCUCCCUUUACGAGAUCCAUCGACGCGGGCUCUCUCUCAAGGUCGGUCGAGCAGCUCUCAAGCCCGGGUGAGGAUUCAGGGUUAGUGGGUGGACUACGGGCACGCUCUGGAGGCAAAGGUGCACGCGGCCGGGGUUCCGCUUGGGGCUCAAUCUCACGCGUUUUCGCUCGAUCCCGUCACCGCACAAAGUCUGGCAGCGCUGCGAACAGCGGACAUGAGAGUGAACCAGUGUACGCCGGCACGGGUUCCCGUGCCUGGUCGCCGCUCGGCAGCGAGGCAGCACUCCGCGAGGCAGCCUCGCUACCUCUCUCGCGGUGGAGGGCCCCUGCCAUCAUAGCGUGGUUGGAACUGGCACUAGGCAUGCCGCAGUACGCUGCCGCCGUCGCGGACAACGUCAAGAGUGGAAAGAUCCGUGCUUUGAAUGGGCAGGUUCUGCUCGAGUUGACGGACACGGACCUGGAGGCGGGGCUGGGCGUGACGCAGCCGAUGCACCGCAAGAAGCUGCGGCUGGCCAUUGAAGAGCGGCGCAGACCGGACCUGGUGCGCCAUCCGACCAUCGGACAGCUGACGCAUGCGUGGGUUGCGGCGGAGUGGCUACCAGACCUUGGACUAGCACAGUAUGCCGAGUCUUUCUUGGCGAGCCUGGUCGACGCGCGUAUGCUGGACACAAUCAGCAAGAAGGAACUUGAGAAGUAUCUUGGGGUCACGAGGAAGUUCCACCAGGCGUCCAUAGUGCACGGGAUACAUCUACUGAGGAUAAUGAAGUAUGACCGACAAGCGCUGGCUGUGAGGAGACAUCAAUGUGAAAAUGUAGAUGCAGAUCCUUUAGUUUGGACCAAUCAGAGAUUUAUGCGGUGGGCUCACAAUAUUGACCUAGGAGAAUUUGCUGAAAACUUGAAAGACAGCGGAGUCCAUGGAGGAUUAGUAGUACUAGAGCCAUCGUUUACGGGCGAGACUAUGGCCACGGCGCUAGGAAUUCCGCCAUCCAAAAGCAUUAUUAGAAGACAUCUCGUUACAGAAUUUGACGCUCUUAUCAUUCCAGCGAGGUAUACGAUAUUUUGCCAGGUGGAAGAACUGCAAGUGGAGGCUGCCCGAGCAUCCAUGUUGUCCACAAAACAAAGAUAAACCCACAAAGACAAAAAAGCUAUCCUUCAAAAAAUAAAUCCCGCUUUAACGCCAAACUUCGAAACUGUAUCUAUGUAAAAUUCCUUGUAUCAAGAUGUUUGUAAAGUUGCUAUUUUUACACAAAGCAUUUUUUGCAAAGUUUUUUAUGAUUCUUCCGUCAUAGCCGCUCGUUUGUGAAACGUUAUUAUGCGAAAGUAAACUUUACGAGCAGUGAAGACUGAUAAGGUACCUAUUGUAGGAGACGUGGUUUGUAAGUAAAUGAAUCUCACAAAAAUCAAGCGAUCGGAAACUAUUCUUUUGUACCCCUCGCCUUCGUCAAUGUUAGAGUCAAUGUUCACACGUAGCCCCCUAGAGACCCGAACUUGCCGUAGAUUAGAUUUGUCACAUCAGUGUUUACUCGAGAUCGAUCGAUCUUUAAUUAAUUAGUAAAUGUAUACAAUUUAAUUGAUAUUGACUUAAAGCAUUAAAUGCUUCGUAUUAUAUAGGGGGUGAAUCUGAUCCCAUUAACAAUACACGUUUUAAAGGAUUUGUUUUUAGUAUUGUCAAAAUUUUUAAUUAAUAAUGAGAUUUUGAACCAGUUCAUAAAACUGGAUUUUUUUCUAGUUUUAAAUUAAAACAGAACCAUUCGCAAUAGCUUUAGGGUUACAAUAAUAACAUUUAUUGAUACUGUAAAAUAACUAUGUUUUUGACUUGUAUACAUUCAUAAUUGUAAAUUGAAAAAACAGUGUAUAAUUAUUAGGUUCAGCUGUAACAAUAUCAAUUGACAUAUAAAUGUGAAUAAAUCCUGAUUAACGAGAUGAAAUAUAAAGGACUUGGCAACCUUUCUUUACCCCUUCACCCCUAUUUGGCGACCCUUGCGUCGGGACAGAACGGUAAAGACCAUUUGAUCGUUACAUCAUGAAUGCCUCUGUCAUCAUCAUGUAGACCGCACUGUACUCGGGCUCUAUCCACUCUUUCUCCUUUCAUUCAACAUUUAAUGUUUCAUGCCGAAAAUCACUUUCGACCACAUCGAUAUUUUGUGCUUGUUUUACUUUUGUCGUCUUCAUUGUUGUUUACAAUUUUAAUAUUCUGAUCAGAUUCGCAAAGGAAAGUGCUGCGUGACGUAAGUGCUGCAUUUUAGGCAAAUCGGGAAAAAGGAGAGAUGUGACGCAGUACUAUUCUUUGUAUACUCAUAUAUAAUGGUAAAAUGUUACCAACUUUAGGACUGGUUUUCUAAUCCCCAAAUAAUAGCACAAUAUUUGACUACCGUGUAAAAUUCAAAGGGUAUUAAAAAAUCAGACCUUUUUAUUUACUUCAAAUAAUUAAAUUUUGUUUAUCACAAUAAAAAAGCAUGAUUUGUUAUUUCAGCGAAGUGCAUCAUGCUUUUGGUGUCUAUGCAAUAACUCGACGAUUCACUUUUACAGCAACUAUGUGUUUUAGCUGUUAUCUUUGAUAAUUUAAAUUAGAAAAGUCAUAACUAAAAACAUUUAUAUUUACAUAAGGUUACGCAGGAGAAUUAAUUGUAAAAAUUUCCAAAAAGUUGCAUGUUAGCUUUUUGUGUAUUAGCCAUAAAAUAAACCCUUUAACUUCCUGAUAUUGUAAAUGAAAUUAAAUAAGUGUUCAACGAUUAGCCGUAACCGCUCUGCCUGGCUUUGAAGAUGUUAACCUGCUGGAGUGUAGCCAAGAUGACAUCGAUUCGU
Molecule: messenger RNA, 4683 nt
Organism: Leguminivora glycinivorella
Lineage: Eukaryota; Metazoa; Arthropoda; Insecta; Lepidoptera; Tortricidae
Gene: Liprin-gamma
Product: kazrin
Exons: 20
Coding region: 383-3004 (873 amino acids)
Molecular function (GO): protein binding
Source: RefSeq, a predicted model, not a curated record